UUUGGGGUUCUUUACUUCACACCUCCUAUCCCCUAUAAGUAUACCUCCUCCAGGGAAAGAACAAACUCAUCGUCCCAAAUCCCAAAACCAUCGAAGCCAAUCUCCAAUCUUUGCAGUACAAUGUCGACCGGUGUACUCGCUUGCACCUAUGCCACCGCGAUUCUUCACGACGAUGGCAUCCCAAUCACAGCAGAGAAGAUUGCUACCUUGGUGAAAUCUGCAAACGUGGAAGUAGAAUCCUUCUGGCCAAGCCUCUUUGCCAAAUUUGCUGAGAAGAGGAACCUUGGGGACCUUAUUAUGAAUGCCGUUGGUUCGGCUCCAUCUCCGGUAGCUAUGGCUGCUGCUGCAAGUGCUGCUGCUCCUGCAGUUGAGGAGAAGAAGGAAGAACCAGAGGAAGAAAGUGAUGACGACAUGCCGAUAUUCGAUUUGUUUAAUUAAAUUUAAACUCGUAUCAGCACAAACUUAGAAGCUCAUACUUUGAUUUUUGGGAUUUUAUUUUUCUGAUUGGAUUGAUUUUGG
This is a messenger RNA of Rosa rugosa (rugosa rose), 519 nucleotides long. Its product is annotated as large ribosomal subunit protein P1-like. Gene Ontology annotation, biological process: translational elongation; cytoplasmic translation. NCBI's taxonomy places the organism in Eukaryota, Viridiplantae, Streptophyta, Magnoliopsida, Rosales, Rosaceae. The record is from RefSeq and is a predicted model, not a curated record. The transcript has 3 exons. Gene Ontology annotation, molecular function: protein kinase activator activity; ribonucleoprotein complex binding; structural constituent of ribosome. Bases 121 to 438 code for a protein of 105 amino acids. Gene Ontology annotation, cellular component: ribosome; cytosolic large ribosomal subunit.